Trichoderma aggressivum f. europaeum is the source of this 2784-nucleotide messenger RNA. RefSeq lists its product as uncharacterized. Bases 1 to 2784 code for a protein of 927 amino acids. The record is from RefSeq and is a predicted model, not a curated record. The transcript has a single exon. NCBI's taxonomy places the organism in Eukaryota, Fungi, Ascomycota, Sordariomycetes, Hypocreales, Hypocreaceae.
AUGCUACGAUUUGGUCUUCAACGUGGGGCUCGGCGGCUUCUCACAACCUCUGCAACCCGGUCGAAACAAGUUGAUCUGGUGUGUCCAAUCUGUUUCGACUUUGGCUUUCCGCAAACUGCGUUUCGUGGCAACGUGGAAGAUGAUGCUCCAGAAAGCGCCGAUUCUAGGCCAUCGAGUCCCAAAAGCGAACACAGUGAUGAUGGAAAUGCCAAAGCUACACCAGGUAGCCCUCCUAAACCGUCAACUCCAGAAGCACCUCGAAACGGCCCGACAACGAGUAAAAUACGCCCUUCCAUGCAUUUGCUGACCAAAACGGAAACUAUGAGGCAUAAAUAUGAGAAUAAAAUUGAGCCAAUUUAUACGAUGCCAAUUGAUAACGAGAUAGUCGAUACCAGAGUAUAUGACCUUCUUGAGGGCCAAGAGCCAGAUUUCGAGAAAGGUGGCCACGAAGAGGCACAAUCCUUUGUCAAGGCGGAGCUCAUUAAGAAUAAGUCUAUUCCGUUCAAAUAUUGGAUUGAGCAGCCUUGUCCCUCACAUCGCAAUGCUGGAGACCAGGUUGCACCUUGUGUGGCCUUAAGACGUGGCCUCCAUGACUAUAUGAUGGCAACCAGUCCGGGAUAUGCGGAACGGCAGGAGAUAAUGCCCGAAUUGGGAUUUGUUACUACAGGAGGAAGUUCGGCUUCUCAUUGUCUUCGAAUUGGCCACUUGGGUGCUGGAGAGCUACCAGCGCAUGCGUGGGGUAUAGAGAGCUUUCUCAAGACAGGUAUGUGUGAAAUUGGGAAUGACAGAUAUAUCAACACCAGGUAUCUAACAAAUAUGUUUGCAGAGAUCCCGUCCCCUUGGAGACAGCCUUGGUUUCCAGACCGUGGAUUAACAGUAUUCGAGCGGACAGUGCCAUCUGGAAAUACUGCGUCUGAUGAAGCGUUCCAAAAGGCUACGAAUUGGUUCCGUGAAUGCAACGACACCCAUGAAGAUUGCCUGGUUGGAGAGAUCCCAGAGAUGCCUGAACGAGUUCUCGACAUCGCUGCUGAAGGCACUGCGUCCGGUGUCAAGUUGGUUCAAACGAACGGUAAGAAGGCUAGAUACGCUUGUUUAAGCCAUCGAUGGGGGAAGGGAACGUCUCAAGCUACGAAGCAGAAUUUUGAAUCGCUGUGCAGCGAAGUUCCAUGGGAUUACCUCUCGCCUACCUAUCAAGACUCUAUAACAUUUCUGAGAAAAUUCUCAAAAUGGCACCAAGAACAAUACGGAGAGGAGAUACGCUAUAUAUGGAUCGACAGCUUGUGCAUUAUCCAAGAUUCCAAGAGCGACUGGAAGAAACAUUCUCUCAAAAUGAGCGACAUAUAUUCCAACUCCUCCAUCACCUUGGUAGAGAGCCACGGACUUCAUACAGAGAAGAGAUUGUUCCAAGACUCUUCUGCCAGGUUGAACUCAAAUCCUGUCUCUAUCCAAGACGCAGAAGGCAAUGAUCAUGAAUUACACUAUCGACACACCAUCUAUCAUCCCACGUUCAUGGUCAAAGAUGAUGACAUUCCAGUCUGGAAGAGAGCAUGGGUAUUCCAAGAACGCCUUUUGUCGCGCCGCCUUCUCAUUUUCGGACCUGAUGAGCUUUCAUGGCAAUGCGCCAGCCACCAUAAAUGCGAAUGUGGCCUUGAAGAACUCGAAACCCAAAGUACUAAACUCAUGAAAGAAUGGGAGGAUGACAUUCACAUUCCGCUGCAUUCAGCAAGUAGCAGAAGAGACAUGCAGCUAACGCUUGGCAACAAUCCCUCUCACAAGCAACUUCGAAAAGCCUGGCGACUCGUCGUUGAGGAAUAUUCGCGGCUUGACUACACAUACCGCAGCGAUACUCUGUUCGCCAUAGCAGGUCUUGCAAAGAACUUUAAUGCAAGAUUGGGUGGUAAAAAGUAUUUCGCUGGCAUCUGGUAUGAUGAGCCUCAAGGAAAUGAAGAGGAGGAAAACUUGGAGCCUCAUGCAGAGACAGCUCUGGAUCUGCUAUGGAGGCUCGCCUAUGCUAAAGACGCUGGGAGAGAGAAUCUUCCCGAACCCGCGGUGCCUAUAUCAUGGAGCUGGGCAUAUCCCGAAUGCGAAAUCGUCUACCCGUUUCACGACGAUGAGGUGAUUAAUCAUUAUACUUUGGUGGUAUCACUAGGAGGCGCUAUGAAUGUUCCCAAACUGCCUGAUGAUCACGAUGAGCCACGAGAUUGGGUGAUGGAUGACAUGUACACAGAGGUCCCUCCCUCUGCAAUCAUUCUCGCCGGUCCUCUUUGGAAGACGGAAGUUACUAUGGCGCCGCAUCUCUUUACGAUUAAAGAUACUGAGUAUCCGGAGUACACUUACUUCUUGGGAGCCAUGUCGGCCGAGAUUCUUCAAGAGAGCGUCGUCGGGAGACAGAUUCGCCAAACAAGACUUAUUAUCACGCCCCCCAAGGAUGAGGGAGAGAGCAAUGAAUCUGCGGUAAACAAGAUGCCACAACUUGUCUUUUACCCGGACAGCACGAACACCGUCAUUACCGAAUCGCUUUACUGUCUGCCGAUGGCGAGUUUUAAGCGCCUACCUAUCAAGUCCACUGUAAAGGAAAAGGUCGUAUUUGCCGCCUUGGUACUGGAGCCUGUGGGGCACAAGGCUAAUACCGAGGGCUACGACCCGGAUUUAUCGCAUAGAGAUGUCUCGGAACUGGUUUUUCGAAGAGUUGGAUUGGCGUAUACGACGGAUGGGGGCUGGAGUGAGGAGCAUGAGAAGAUGUUGGAAAAGAUGCCCGCCAAUGUUGUGUACAUAGUUACGUAG